UCGUGUUCCCACUCUUUCUUCUCACUGCUUCUUCCUCUGAAACUGUCCCCCCUCCCCUCAUCGAAACGAACGAAUAUUCUCCGGUGAGAAAAAAGAAAAAGUAUUGCAACAGAGUUUAUUUUUUUUCUUCUCUCGUAACCGAUCGUAGAAACGAAAGAGAUGGCCGGUGGUGGUGGAUCGUCGAAAUCAAACGCACCGAAGCAGAGGAAGAGAGUCGAAGCCGAGACGAAAGAUGAAUCCACCACAAGCAACAGCAACAUCAAUACCUUGCUACGCGCUAAAGAUGGCAGCGCCUUCGCUCGAUGUGAAGGAUGUAGCAAGAACGUAGCUGUUGCGCUUAUAAGCAUGCACAAUUGCAGCCUCGACGCUAAGAUUCGAGUCAAUCUCGACGCGCAAGUUGUUGAGAUGAAAGCUGAGGCGAAGAAGAAGAAACUUGUAGAGAGGAAGAAGUCAACAUCUGAUGAACCUAAGGCGAAGAGAGUCAGGAAGGGCAAGGAUGAGAAGAAGAGCUCUGCCUCUAACAACAAGCCCAAGCGUCCUCUUACUGCUUUCUUCAUUUUCAUGAGUGAUUUCCGCAAAACUUUCAAAGAAGAGAAUCCUUCUUCUAGCGUCAAGGAUGUUGCAAAGCAAGGUGGUGAAAAGUGGAAGUCUUUGACUGAGGAAGAAAAGAAAGUUUAUUUGGAUAAGGCUGCUGAACUAAAGGCAGAGUACAACAAGUCACUGGAGAGCAAUGAUGCCGAUGAGGAAGAAGAGGAUGAGGAGGAGGAGAAGCAAUCAGAUGAUGAUGAUGCUGAAGAGAAACAAGCUGACGAGGCUUUAGGGUCUAAGGAGAAUGAAGAUGUGAACAAAGAAUCUGAAGGUAAAGAAGAAGAGGAAGAAGAGAUUUUGGAUGACUACUAGAUAUCUUAAUCUCUCUUUUGGGUCUGAUCUCAGCUAUCUAUCCAUCGGUGAUGGUUCAUUGUAUAUUUUUAACCUCUGUUUUUCGUUAAACUAGUUAUCUGAAGGUAUAGUUGUGAGCGAGGAAAGUUUUGCGUAGCUCACUGAAUGGUAGUUCCUUUUGUUUAGACAAGUAUUGAAGUUUAUGUUUAAUUAAUUCUGGGUUCUGUUGA
This is a messenger RNA of Raphanus sativus (radish), 1109 nucleotides long. Its product is annotated as high mobility group B protein 7. The coding region runs from base 160 to 900 and encodes 246 amino acids. The record is from RefSeq and is a predicted model, not a curated record. Lineage: Eukaryota; Viridiplantae; Streptophyta; Magnoliopsida; Brassicales; Brassicaceae. The transcript is spliced from 8 exons.